UACCACCACGCAGCAUCAGGAACAGAAAUGUCGCCAGAUCCUUCAAUAGACCCCGAAGAUGAUACUUAUGUAUCCGAGGCCGACUCCGACUUCGCUCCGGAUGAGGCUCAGGAUGCCGGCUCGGAGCAGUCGGAGAGCGAAGACGACUCCCUCGAACCGACAGCCACAAAACGGAGCGCGACAAGUCGCGGCGAUGCGCAAGGCGACGGCUGUGACAACUCUGGCGAUGAGGCGAUCAUUUCAAAAGGCCGCAAACGCCAAAAGCGAGCCAAGAACAAGGGCGAGAUCUUCGACGACGAAGCGGGCGGUGACGGAGGCUUGGUCAAGACCAGAAGGCAACGCGCCGAAGAGAAAGAAGAACGCAGAUACGCGGCGGCCCAAGGGCCCGUUACCAUUGACGUCGAUGCUGUAUGGCAACAAAUGAUGUCGGGCAAGACCGUUCAGUCUGCCACCACGACAGCUAGCCAACCAGACGACUCGAAAGCGGGGGUCAACGGGACUGCUGGUGAUGACCAAAUUGCCCAGCCCGAUGGAGAUUCAUCAGAUACGAUUCGAAUCAAGCGAACGUACAACUUCGCUGGACGCGUCCAUGCGGAAGAAAAAGUGGUCGCCCGCGACUCCGCCGAAGCAAAGCUCUACCUCGCCUCCCAAAGCCAAGAUGGCCCACCGCUCGACGUUUCGCCCACCAAGCGCGCGACGAAGAAGGCCUUCCGAUCAGCGUUCGAACCGAUUGUCGACGCCGGUCUCGGGCGCACCGAUCUGAAUCUCGGCGUUACGGCCCGACUCCAGGCCGCCAAGGAGGCGCAGGCGAAGAAGCUCAAUACCGUGGAGAAGAGUCGCAUGGACUGGGCAGGGUUCGUCGAUAAGGAGGGAAUUCAGGACGAGCUGGAGCUAGCCAGCAAGUCAAAGGGGUCGUACGGCGCGCGGGAGGCAUUCCUAGCGCGUAGCGAGGCGAGGAGAGAGGACGAGGCGCGGAGAGCGAGGAUGGCAACAAGGGCGUGAUGAGGCUGCAUUGUAGUUUAUGAGCGUUACGAAUGAUACCAUGGACAGCCGGAAUACGGCGAUUUUGUAAAUUCAGAUAUCAC
Molecule: messenger RNA, 1085 nt
Organism: Purpureocillium takamizusanense
Lineage: Eukaryota; Fungi; Ascomycota; Sordariomycetes; Hypocreales; Ophiocordycipitaceae
Gene: SWC5
Product: swr complex subunit
Exons: 2
Coding region: 28-1002 (324 amino acids)
Source: RefSeq, a predicted model, not a curated record